This is a messenger RNA of Schistosoma curassoni, 5526 nucleotides long. The record is from the annotation of a GenBank genome assembly. Lineage: Eukaryota; Metazoa; Platyhelminthes; Trematoda; Strigeidida; Schistosomatidae.
AUGCAUAUAUGUUUAUUCAAUGUUGUAAUUUGUAAACUUUGUAUUCAAUCAUUACGGAUAAUCAUAUUUAAAAGAAUUAGUAAUUUCUAUAAAAUGAAAAUGAAAUCAGGACUAAACACUUUGAAUAUGGAUAAUUCAUCCAUAGAUAGCAAUGAAGAUAAUUGUAGACAAAAACUUAAAAGAGGACAUUCAGGUGUAAAUCAAUUAGGUGGAAUGUUUGUUAAUGGUCGACCAUUACCAGAUACAACACGUCAACGUAUUAUUGAAUUAGCACAUUCAGGUGCACGUCCAUGUGAUAUAUCACGUAUAUUACAAGUAUCUAAUGGUUGUGUAUCAAAAAUUUUAUGUCGUUAUUAUGAAACUGGUUCAAUUAGACCAAAAGCAAUUGGUGGUAGUAAACCAAGAGUAGCUACAAAUUUAGUUGUAUUAAAAAUAGCACAUUAUAAAAGAGAAUGUCCAUCAAUAUUUGCAUGGGAAAUACGAGAUCGUUUAUUACAAGAAGGAAUAUGUACAACAGAAAAUAUUCCAAGUGUAUCAUCAAUAAAUCGUGUAUUAAGAAAUGUAUGUAACGAUAAUCAACUACCUCUUUCAUUAGGAUCAAAUCUUUCACAAAAUGAACAUAAUAACAAUAAUCCUAAUAGUAAUAGUGCUAGUCAUACAUUAAAUUCUCUUAUGAAUAUCCAAACAAUGCAAUCAAAUGAACAUCUAUUACAUCAUACCCAUACACAAAAUAAUCAAUUCAAUUCAUCAUUGAAUCGUAUGCCAAUGGUUGAUUUUCAAUCCUCUCAUCUUAAUCGUCUUAUGAAUCAGUCUAGUUUAAAUAACCAAAAUUAUCCACUACAAUUGACUGUAAAUCAAGUAUCUCGAGGAAUAAAUAUGUCACCUCGAUCACCGAGAACUUCACCACCUCGAUUUAAUCAUCCACAAACAGUAGCAUUUGCUGCAGCGGCUGCUGUAGCAGCUGUUCAACAAAAUUAUCCACAAACUUCAACUAUAUAUGAUUCAAUUACAUAUCAAAAUCGUUUAUUUGAAAUGAAUGGUAAUAAUGGUGUCACUACGACUACCACUACUACUGGCAUUACCACUAUCACCACUAUUACAGCUAGUAAUAGUGAUGUGUCUCCAACAUUCCAAUCAUCAACGAAUAUGUAUGAUACAUUUUCUAAUUUCCUACAUCAUACCAAUUGGCCAUCAUGGUAUAAUACAUCCUCAUCAUCCUCAUCAGAAUCUACUAAUCAUCGUACGUCAUCUAUUUCUAUGGAUACAAAUAUGAAUAUAAGAAAUUAUAGUAAUAAUGAUAAUGGUAAUCCUACUACUACUAAUAAUAAUAAUGAUUGUUUAGCUGAAACAAAUUAUUGUAGUUUACCAAGUUUCAAUAUGUCUAAUAGUAUAGAUCCUGUUCAAUUUCAUCCAUCCCAUAUAAAUCUGAAUAAACCUAAUAGUAAGGGUAAUAAUAAUAAUAAUAAUGAAGGAGAACAUAAUUCAAAUGGUUCUCAUCAUACUUCAUCAUCAAUUCAUCUUCAUAAUAUGAAUGUAUGUGAAUUGAAUAAACCCGAUCAUUUAUUACAUCAUAGUAAGCCACAACAACAACAACAGCGACAGCGACAACAGCAGCAAGCACAACAACAAUCCCUUAUGAAGAAUAAUUAUGAUGGUGGUGAUGGUGAUGACGAUGAUGAUGAUAAUGACGAUGACGAUGACGAUGAUGAUAAUGGUGAUAAUAAACAUAAUGAAUUCAAUUUACUUAUAAGAAAUUCAUCAAAAUUAUAUGAAUGUUUAGAUACUGAAAUUGAAUCAAAUGAACAAUGUCAAUUCUAUGAGAAAUCAUCAAUGGGAUUAAUGGAAUUCCUUCAAGAUAAUCAUAAUCAUAAUUUAAAUCCUAUUCAAAUGGAAUUGAAAAAGAAAGAAUUAACAAGAUCAGAUCCAUUCAUUCAUUCAACAAUAGAAAAUCAACUAGAUCAAUCAAGAUUAAAUCUGGAAACAUUCAAAGGAAUUCAUUCAUCUAAUCCAACUAGUUUACAACAAAAAAUUCAAUCUAACAAACAACAACUAUUAAAUUCACAUUACAAUUCAAUGAAUAUCACUACAACUACUACUGAUAAUAUUAAUAAUAGUAGUAUUACUAGUAGUAGUAGUAGCAGUAGUAAUACUACUAUGACUACCAUUACCACUAGUCCUAUUAAUAAUAUAAUGAAAAUAUGUUCAACACCUAUGGAAAUAUUAAUGAAAACUUAUGGUAAAGAUAAUUUUACAAAAUUAUCAUCGAAACACAAUGUAUUACAUCCUUCUCAAUCACAACAACAACAACAGCAACAACAACAUACUACUAAUAAUAAUCAUUAUUCAGAAAUGAAUCAUACACUACUUAAUUCCAUUUCGUCAUCAGUAUCAAUGAUGAAUUCUAUGGAUCAUUAUAAUCAUCAUCAUUCUAAAUUAGAUGAAAAAUUAAAUGAUAAUAAAAAAAUUGGAAGAAAUAGAACAACAUUUACACCGGAACAAUUAGAAAUACUUGAAGAAGAAUUUGAACGUACACAUUAUCCUGAUUUAAUGAUUAGAGAACAAUUAGCAGGAUCAAUGUUAAUACCUGAAUCACGUAUACAAGUAUGGUUUUCAAAUCGUCGUGCAAAAUGGCGUCGUGAAGGUAAAGAAUUAAAUCACACUAAACAAAAUAGAUCAUCAAGAUCACCAAGUUUAGAUGAUAAUCCAAGUAAUGAUCAACAUUAUAAUUAUUCAAUAUUGAAUAAAGUACAAGAUUAUUCUAGAAUGAAUGAUCAUCAUGAAUUAGAUCAAUUGAAUUUAAUUAAACAAAAAUUAAAUUAUGAACAAAUAAAUCAUCAGUCUACUAUAGUUUAUCAUCAUGAUGAUGAUUAUCAUCAACAGAAUAAACAAAAAGAAGAACAAAUAAAUAUGAUUAGAAAAGAAUAUGGUAAUAUGAAUUGGACAUAUAUGUCUACACCAAUUCAUCAAGAGCAUCUAUCACCUAAGAAACUAUUUAAUUAUUCUGAACAAUUUGAUCCAUUAAACGAUCAUAUACCACGAGAUCAUUCAACUGUAAUCAAUCCAAUUUCUAAUCAUCAAACAGAAACUUAUACAAUUUUAAAUGAUGUAACACGUUCAACUAAUCAUGAACAUAUUUUAUCAACAAAAAUCAAUUUAAAUGAUCCUAUUCUAUCGAUUAAUCAUUAUAAUCAUGAUACAGAUCAUAAUUCUGAUCUAGAUCAUAGACAAAUACAAAAUAUCAUAUCAAAUAAUAAAAGAGAUGGAAUGUUAAUGAUGAAUUCAGAUUUUACUAAAUUAAAUUGUUUAUCAUAUAAUAAUCAAUUGUUAGAGACGAUUCAUACUGUGAAUACGACUACUACUUCUACUCCUCCUCCUCCUCCUCCUCCUACUACUACUACUACUACUACUACUACAAAUAAUCAUAUCAGUGAUACUAUUAUUAGUAGUACUACUACUAAUAAUAAUGUAAAUAGUUUAAUGAGUAGUAUACAUACAUUAAAUAGAAAUGCUUCACUUGAUAUAUCUCACAAUCAAGAAAGACAAAUUGAUAUAGAAUUAAUGGAUAAAACACAAUCUAAUCAUGCAGAUUAUCAACCAAUAUGGUUGAAUUCUACUGAUCAAAUACAUAAUUAUAAAACAGAUUCAAUAAAUCCUUCAUUAUGGUAUGGUAUGACAUAUCCUCAACCAAGUACAUUAUCUACUGAUUCUGGUAUUGGUUCACCACCACCGCCACCACCAUCAUCAACAUCAUCAUCAUUGUCUAUGCUGUCUAACAAUGGUAUCAUUGGUAAAUCACCUAUUUCUAUUGGAUAUGACCAUGGAUCAACUAAUCAUCUAUUACCACAAAUACUUCCUGAUACAUCAUCUCAGUUAUCUUCUAUGGCUGUAGCAGCUGCAGCGGCUGUUGUAGCUUGGAAUAAUAAUAACAAUAAUACCAAUAAUUCAAACUAUAUUCACAAUCAAAAUGUAACACCUAAAUCGAUAGUAACAUCUAAUGAAUAUGAUAUCAUAUUGAAUUCUCAUGAAUCUACACCAAUAAAUUAUGGAUAUUUAGAUAGAAUUAACUCAGAAUUUAAUUUAAUAUCGAAUACUUCUACAUCUUCAAUAUGUGCACCACCACCACCUUCAUGUUGUUCUACUACUACUACUACUACCACUGCUACUACUACAUCUUCUUCUUCGUCGUCUUCGUCUUCGUCUUCUUCUCCAUUGGCUUCAACAUCUUCAUUAUCAUUAUCACAAUCUUCUGCUUCUUCAUGUUCUACACAGAAUAAUACUAUAAUUAAUUUUGAUUUAAGUAGUUUAGUUAGUCAAACACCUAAUGAUGAUGAUGAUGAUGAUGAUGAUGAUGAUGAUGAUGAUGAUGAUGAUGAUGAUGAUGAUGAUGAUGAUGAUGAUGAUGAUGAUGAUGAUGAUGAUGAUGAUGAUGAUGAUGAUGAUGAUGAUGAUGAUGAUGAUGAUGAUGAUGAUGAUGAUGAUGAUGAUGAUGAUGAUGAUGAUGAUGAUGAUGAUGAUGAUGAUGAUGAUGAUGAUGAUGAUGAUGAUGAUGAUGAUGAUGAUGAUGAUGAUGAUGAUGAUGAUGAUGAUGAUGAUGAUGAUGAUGAUGAUGAUGAUGAUGAUGAUGAUGAUGAUGAUGAUGAUGAUGAUGAUGAUGAUGAUGAUGAUGAUGAUGAUGAUGAUGAUGAUGAUGAUGAUGAUGAUGAUGAUGAUGAUGAUGAUGAUGAUGAUGAUGAUGAUGAUGAUGAUGAUGAUGAUGAUGAUGAUGAUGAUGAUGAUGAUGAUGAUGAUGAUGAUGAUGAUGAUGAUGAUGAUGAUGAUGAUGAUGAUGAUGAUGAUGAUGAUGAUGAUGAUGAUGAUGAUGAUGAUGAUGAUGAUGAUGAUGAUGAUGAUGAUGAUGAUGAUGAUGAUGAUGAUGAUGAUGAUGAUGAUGAUGAUGAUGAUGAUGAUGAUGAUGAUGAUGAUGAUGAUGAUGAUGAUGAUGAUGAUGAUGAUGAUGAUGAUGAUGAUGAUGAUGAUGAUGAUGAUGAUGAUGAUGAUGAUGAUGAUGAUGAUGAUGAUGAUGAUGAUGAUGAUGAUGAUGAUGAUGAUGAUGAUGAUGAUGAUGAUGAUGAUGAUGAUGAUGAUGAUGAUGAUGAUGAUGAUGAUGAUGAUGAUGAUGAUGAUGAUGAUGAUGAUGAUGAUGAUGAUGAUGAUGAUGAUGAUGAUGAUGAUGAUGAUGAUGAUGAUGAUGAUGAUGAUGAUGAUGAUGAUGAUGAUGAUGAUGAUGAUGAUGAUGAUGAUGAUGAUGAUGAUGAUGAUGAUGAUGAUGAUGAUGAUGAUGAUGAUGAUGAUGAUGAUGAUGAUGAUGAUGAUGAUGAUGAUGAUGAUGAUGAUGAUGAUGAUGAUGAUGAUGAUGAUGAUGAUGAUGAUGAUGAUGAUGAUGAUGAUGAUGAUGAUGAUGAUGAUGAUGAUGAUGAUGAUGAUGAUGAUGAUGAUGAUGAUGAUGAUGAUGAUGAUGAUGAUGAUGAUGAUGAUGAUGAUGAUUAA